Messenger RNA from Caenorhabditis remanei, 483 nucleotides. RefSeq lists its product as uncharacterized. The coding region runs from base 1 to 483 and encodes 160 amino acids. Lineage: Eukaryota; Metazoa; Nematoda; Chromadorea; Rhabditida; Rhabditidae. The transcript has 3 exons. The record is from RefSeq and is a predicted model, not a curated record.
AUGUGGCAUAACGACGAAAACUCACCAAACUACUCAAAUCUCUACCUCCCGCCGGUAUCUCAACUCCGAAACUACGUGAUGUCUCAGAGUCCCGCCGAUGGAGGAGCCUUCUAUGAAAGACUCCAGGUCCCGCCGAUGAGUACCAAUACUCACCCAAUUCAAUCGAUUGGAGAAAUCUCCACCGGUGAGGAUGAAGACAACGUCUUCCAAUCCAUCUCGGAAGAUUCGGAAGGGAUUCAAGGAAAUCCAGAGUCGUUCAGCAACGUACUCACACACAUGCCAGCACGCUCCGAGAGCCGAUUCUCCCGCCGAUUCAACAACACAGUCGACAGACUCGGAGGCAUGGCAGAGGAACUCAUGGGAUUCCAAAUGGAAAAUCCCGCCGUGGCUCGUCCUCCCGCCGUUGCUCGUUCUCCCGCCGGUCAAGGCACCACUCAAGGUCAAAGCUCCCGCCGCUCCAUCCUCAUCUCGCAACGUCUCUAA